Colius striatus (speckled mousebird) is the source of this 1525-nucleotide messenger RNA. RefSeq names its product quinoid dihydropteridine reductase (gene QDPR). Gene Ontology annotation, biological process: tetrahydrobiopterin biosynthetic process; L-phenylalanine catabolic process. Gene Ontology annotation, cellular component: cytoplasm. The coding region runs from base 48 to 767 and encodes 239 amino acids. The record is from RefSeq and is a predicted model, not a curated record. Lineage: Eukaryota; Metazoa; Chordata; Aves; Coliiformes; Coliidae. The transcript has 7 exons. Gene Ontology annotation, molecular function: 6,7-dihydropteridine reductase activity; NADPH binding; NADH binding.
GUUGCAGCGGCUGCUAGAGCUAGGAGCGGGACGGGGCGGUAGCGAGCAUGGCCGCGGCGGGCAGGGUGCUGGUGUACGGGGGCAGAGGGGCGCUGGGGUCCCAGUGUGUGCGGUACUUCAAGGCCAGAAACUGGUGGGUGGCCAGCAUCGACCUGGCGGAGAACGAAGAUGCCAGUGCCAGCGUGGUGGUGCGGACGACCGACUCUUUCCCCGAGCAAGCCGAGCAGGUGACAACAGAGGUUGGAAAACUUCUUGGUGAAGAAAAGGUGGAUGCAAUCUUCUGUGUAGCAGGAGGAUGGGCUGGAGGCAGCGCCAAAGCUAAAUCUUUAUACAAAAACUGCGAUCUGAUGUGGAAGCAGAGCAUUUGGACAUCGACUAUUUCCAGCCACCUAGCCACAAAGCAUCUGAAAGAAGGUGGUCUCUUGACUUUGACAGGAGCUCAAGCUGCUUUAUCUGGAACCCCAGGAAUGAUUGGCUAUGGCAUGGCCAAAGGAGCAGUGCAUCAGCUUUGUCAGAGUUUAGCUGGUGCCAGCAGUGGCUUGCCAUCUGGUUCUGCUGCUGUUGCCAUUUUACCGGUUACCUUAGAUACACCAGCAAACAGGAAAUCAAUGCCUGAUGCAGACUUCAGCUCCUGGACACCCUUAGAGUUCAUUGCUGAAACCUUUUACGACUGGGUAACAGGAAAGAAUCGACCAAACACAGGGAGUCUGAUCCAGGUGAUAACUACAGGAGGGAAGACUGAGCUAGUUGCAGCUGCACACCUUUGAUGUCAGUCACUUAAGGCGGUGGAACCUCAGCAAAGGAGAAGGAAGCUAUGGAAGAAUCUUUCUGCCAGUGUAAUUUGGAUGGUAUUCUGUAUCCAGUACUUGUAGUUAUGUCAUUAAUGGAAGCAGACUUCAAGUAAUAUUUCUGUGGUGUCAGUUGUGAGCUAUCAGCAUUUGUUUACCAACAAGUAUCAUGUAUUUUUUCUUUAAAUGAAAGUUGCAGGCUUUAAAGUCUGUAGAUGUCCUGAUUCUGAGCAUUAUAUGUUGACUUACCUGUUUUCUCUGAAAUGGGAAUUGUGCUUACAUACGCAAUGGUGGUUGUGGGGUUUUUUUCCUCUCUGUCAGUAUGUGUUUCUGGCAACUUACUGCGAAUCUUUCCACAGUCUGUCUUUUUCUGUCUGAGAGUAUAACCUAGCCCUUCAUAUUAUGUUGGCUAGCAUUAUAGGAGAUGUUGCAGUCAUAUAUAAUGUCCUGGUCUUGUAACAUUUUUUUCUUGUGAAUGUUCCACUUGAGUUAAGGGAACUGUGUAAGAAUUACUCCCUUGAGGACUUCCUCAUUUGCCUUACAGUUUAUAAGCUGCUGUCACACCUACGGUUGUAGGAUAAACCAGUCAUUCUGCCAAACAAUUAGUAUGUCUCUCUGAGGAUCGUGAUGGUUCUUUACAGCACUUUGCUUUUGGAAAAUGAAGUACUAGAAAAAGCAUUCACACACUUAUAUUUGAAUAUGGAACUUCUUGUGCUAAAUAAAUGUGUAUUGUUUUA